AUGGCCAAUGAAGAAGAAGCAUCAUCCAAGCUUAAUCACCUGCGCUUUGAAUUCUUAUCACUCAACCAUUUUUACUACCAAGACGUGGUAACAGUGAGAAACAAAGGUCAAGUCCCUUUAACACUCGGAAACUUGAAACAACUUGAAUCACUCGACCUCUCACUUAACAAACUGAUAGGGGAGAUCCCUCCACAACUUGCAAGCCUCACUUUCCUUUCAGUCUUGAACCUCUCAUUCAAUCAACUAGAGGGGAUGAUACUAAGAGGCAACCAAAUCCAAACAUUCACAGAAGCUUCAUUCCAAGGGAAUAAAGGCUUAUGCAGGCCUCCGUUAAAUGCAAACUGCAUAGUUGAAGGCUUGUCACUACCAACAUUUGAAAUAAAUAAACAUUUGAAUUAUGGGUUUGAGAUUGAUUGGGAUAUCAUAAGUACUGAAAUUGGAUUUGUGGUUGGGUUGGGAAUCAUCAUAUGUUGGAAGGGUGUGACUUGCGACAAGGCAGGUCAUUUAACUGGUCUAGACUUGAACAGAAAAUCAAUCUCCGGUGGAAUCAACCACUCAAGUAUUCUUUUCAGCCUCCAGUUUCUUCAAAACCUGAAUUGGGCUCACAAUAACUUCACCUUCACACAAAUUCCACCAGGUUUCAGCAAACUUACCAGACUGACAUAUCUGAAUUUGUCAAAUGCAAAUGUUGCUGGGCAAAUUCCAAUUGAAUUGUUAUACAUGACAAAUUUGGUUACUCUUGAUUCGUCUACUCACUACUUCUCCAGAGUUCCAUCCCUGAAACUUGAAAACCCAAAUUUACUAACCCUUGUUCAAAACCUCACGGGCCUUAAACAACUCAUACUUGCCGGGAAUAAUCUGUCUGCUCUAGUUCUGGAGAUCUUUGCAGACUUGCCGAAUUUGAGAUCCUUGCAUCUCUACUUUUCCAGCUUGUAUGGAAAGGUUCUAGAAAAGAUAUUCCAAGUAUCAACGUUGGAGGCCCUUGACUUGUCAGAAAAUAGUUAUCUUUUGGGGCUUUUGCCACAGUUUCCUUCAAAUGGAUCCCUUCAUACCCUGGUGCUUAGCAACACAAAUUUUUCAGGGACAUUACCAGAUUCUGUUGGUAAUCUGAGAGUGUUGUCUAGAAUCGAGCUUUCAAGAUGCAAUUUCAGUGGACUAAUUCCAAAUUCCAUUGCAAACCUUACUCAACUUCUUUAUUUGGACUUGUCAUACAACAAUUUUACUGCUAUUGAAUUUUCUAAGGAAUCCUUGCCUUCAUUGGAUACACUAGAUUUGAGUAGAAGCAAAUUACAAGGAUCAAUUCACUCAUCUUUCUUUGAACUUCGAAGUCUAAAUGUCCUCAUGCUUUCUUUCAACAACUUCAGUGGCACCAUGCAGCUAGAAAUGAUCCAGAGGCUCCAAAAUCUCACAGAACUUGAGCUUUCAUACAAUAGCUUGUUAAUUGAUGCAAGUGAUAGUAAGGCGAGCUUGUCUUCCUUUCCCCAACUUGACAAAUUAAAAAUGGCUUCUUGCAAGCUGCAAAGAAUUCCUGAGCCACGGAACCAAUCAAGAAUGAUUAUUUUGGAACUCUCAGCCAACCAAAUUUUAGGGAGAAUAACAAACUGGAUUUGUAAAAUUGGAUCUCUGAUGCAGUUGAACGUCUCUCAUAAUCUCAUAGUAGAUAUGGAAAAACCAUAUAAAUUUCCUAGUCUUUUUGUCCUUGACGUGCAUUCUAACCAACUUCAUGGGGAAAUUCCAAUACCACCAGAGUUUGUUACGUAUGUGGAUUACUCUAGCAAUCAUUUCAACUCUUCUAUACUUGCUAAAACUGGCACAAGCUUACCUUUGCUUAUUUCUUCUCUCUUCAAGUAA
Messenger RNA from Camellia sinensis, 1851 nucleotides. The record is from RefSeq and is a predicted model, not a curated record. Lineage: Eukaryota; Viridiplantae; Streptophyta; Magnoliopsida; Ericales; Theaceae.